AUGGCUGAAAGGGCUUUGCCCCCCGGAUUGCGACGAAGGAACGUUUACCGAUUCGAGGACGGCGCUAUUGGGCAGGCUGAAUUGGACGCGCUUCAGGCGGAGAUCGACUCGACAGGCGGUCGCGCUAAGGGAAGCUUGGUUCCAAUGGCGCAGGUUGCUGCUGGUCACCAGGCGGGCUCUAAGGCAGUGGUUGGGCUCACCGAUGGGUCCGUGCUCUUCGUCGAGAACAUCCCCAACCAUGAGCUGGCAAAUCAUGUUGCCCCGGUGGGCGGGCUGCGCUCACUGGCGCUAUCGCGAUUGGAUCCGGAGACGAUGCCCGGACGUUGGCUGUCAGGUAUGGCACUGAUGGCAAGCGUCGUCGUGAACUUCGAGAUGGGGUUGAACUUGCCAGCGAGAGUGAAUUUCAAGCUUCAGCCCUCCGACGGCGGUGUUGAACAUGAAUCCAUUUGCAAGGCUUUGGAGCUCGCGAUCGAGUACGACCAGCUGAACAUUGGUGAGCUCGCCGCCGUUGAGUUGUUGUGCCGCCGCUUGCAGAUGAUCCAGUAUCGGUGGAAGGAGAGAGUGCUUGGCGCUGUCUCCAGCGGCACCGUUGAUGACGAGUCGCACUUCUUCCUUGGCGUGGACCGUACCCGUGGCAACCUUUGCAUCUGCCCGGCACUUAAUGCUUGGCUUGGCGAUGAGUUGCACAAAGAGGCUCAGGCCAACAAAGAGCAGCGAAAAGCCCGGGAGGAGCGCAGCGCGAUCUUCUUCCUUUGCGGUUGCCCGCCGCCGAAGGCGGCAUACAGUGCGCGGACCUCAGCCGAGGGACGCGCCAACGAAUUCUCCGGAGGUUGGCUGCCGAUGCUUGGGUUUUCUGCCCUCAUGGGUUCGCAGGCCUCGGCAUUGGAGGGCCUAGCCGAGAAGUACAGGCAAGCGGGGCCUCCUCCCCAAUCUCGUUCCGAAGAAGCCCUCCGGGCGCUUCUCGGCUCGAUGUCUGUCUACUCGUUGGACAACAUCGAGUGCAACAUUGCCAGCUUUGACGAGGCCUUGGUCUCAUGGCCGGAGCCGGGGAGCCAUCCUGUACAGAUUACGGAACUGGCAGGCACCCCUGAGCUUCUCGCCGUUGAUGAGGGUGACACUGUAUACACGGCUACUGGAGAUGUCGCCGAUGCCUUUCACCGCAUGGAGCUGCCUCUUCACCUUCGCCAGUUCUUCAGGCUUUCUGCUCUUCAGUGCCGGUUCCUAGAUAAGAGCAUGUGGCCUCCAGGUUGUGGUCCCAACGACUACGUAACUCCUGAGUAUGCCACUUUGCCCAUGGGUUGGAACUGGUCAUUGUACUCUUGCCAAAGCCUACUGGAAUCGGCGGCUGCUCAGGCACAUCUUCGCGACGCAGACCGUAUCGAAGACCGCACAUGGACAGGCCGGGUCACUGGUGGACGCACUGUGCAUGCCCAGUACGUCGACAAGUUUUUCGUCAGCGGCACUGAUUCCUAUGUUGUGCAGUCGGCCUUUGAUCGCAUGCGACAGGUGCUUGAGGAGCGGGGCUGCAACAUCCAUGAGGUGACCGACGCCCAGCCCGUUGUCCACCGCCUUGGUUUGAUCAUUGACGUCUCCUCCAAGCGCAUCUCCCUUUCGCCCGCCAGGCGAGCUCCGCCUCCAGCCAAGGUUAUUGAAAAAGUUGUUGGGCACUUCACCUUUACCAUGAUGGUCAGGAGGGAGUGCUUGUCCUUGUUCAAUGCGGUCUACAAGUACGUGCGGUCCUCGAAACCAGCGGGCUCAUUGUGGCGUGCCGCUCAACAAGAAAUCCUGCAGGCCUCAUCUCUUCUCCCAUUGAUGUGCACUUCGCUUGAUCUCCCUUGGAGUCCAACCGCGAUGGCUACUGAUUCAAGCGAGGUCGGUUACGGGGUGUGCGAGAGACAGUUGGAGUGUGGUGAGGUUGCGAACAUCGGCAGGGCUUGUGAGCAAUGGUGCUAUGCCGUUGAAGGUGCCAUCAGGGCUCGUGCCCAUGCCCUUGGUGAGAGUGCUGAGUCUUCCCAGGACGAUUUCCAUUAUGAUUGUGCUCGUGUCCGUGAUGCUGACUUCAGGGAGGUUGGCGCCGAUGUCCUAGACCCAGCUCCAUGGCACGUCGUGUUCAAUGGCAACACCGCGAGAAUAUCCUCCGAACGGAAGGUCGGGCUAUGCUUAGCGGUAUUCGGCAUCUUCUUCGUUGCCGAAGGCACGCUGGCCAACAGCACCUACUUCUGGUUGAUAACCUCGCGUUGGCUCUGGAAUUGUGCUGAUCGCCCCUCACGAGAAUCAUGGCGCAAGAAGGCACGACGGUCCUUGGUUGCCCAUCCGUCCAUUGUGGAUGGCGUGGGAGACAAGGACUUUGCGGCCCAUGGCCGCGUCCCUUCGCACUUGGAGGUGAACAAGGUGCGCCGGACCUCAACCCAGGAUCGCUACAACGCCGUGGUGGAGACCUUCCUGUUUUGGUGCCGGAGCCACUACAACCAGUCGACCGACUACGACUGCCUCCUCACUGCCUACCUCAACGAGCUUUACGCUCAGGGAGCCGACGUGUCCGCCGCGGAGUACACUUUCGCCGCCUUUCGUUGCCGGCUCUCGGGCUACCGCAACCUGGCCCCUCCGAAGAUGCGGCUCCCGACUCCCCGCGUGGCUUUCGCCGCCAUCGUGGGUGCCUUGUUAGCGCACGGUCAGGCCGCUUUGCAGCCGUACACAGAAAAGGCACCUCGCGCUUUCUGGUUCGAGGCCUUGGACUAA
Molecule: messenger RNA, 2739 nt
Organism: Symbiodinium necroappetens
Lineage: Eukaryota; Dinophyceae; Suessiales; Symbiodiniaceae
Source: the annotation of a GenBank genome assembly